Messenger RNA from Terrapene triunguis (Three-toed box turtle), 1272 nucleotides. Its product is annotated as monocarboxylate transporter 13-like. Bases 1 to 1272 code for a protein of 423 amino acids. Lineage: Eukaryota; Metazoa; Chordata; Testudines; Emydidae. The transcript is spliced from 4 exons. The record is from RefSeq and is a predicted model, not a curated record. Gene Ontology annotation, biological process: monocarboxylic acid transport; transmembrane transport. Gene Ontology annotation, molecular function: monocarboxylic acid transmembrane transporter activity.
AUGGCAGACCCCACGCGCCCUGAGCCCCCCGAUGGGGGCUGGGGCUGGAUGGUGGUGCUGGCCGGCUUCCUCCAGUCAGCACUGGUUUUCGGGGUGAUCCGCUCCUUCGGCGUCUUCUUCAUGGAGUUUGUGGGGUACUUCGGGGAGCUGGCGGGACGUGUCUCCUGGGUCACCUCCAUCGGGAUCGCGGUGCUGCAGCUAGGGGGUCCAGUGAGCAGCGCCCUCAGCACCCAGUACGGCGCCCGCCCCGUGGUGAUGGCCGGGGGUGUCCUCUCGGGGCUGGGCAUGCUCCUGGCUUCCUUCGCCACCAGCCUGACCCACCUGUACCUGAGCAUCGGGCUGCUCUCAGGGCUGGGCUGGGCCUUGGUUUUCACCCCUUCCGUGGCUUCUGUGGCCCGGUACUUCGCCAAGCGGCGGACCUUCGCCACGGGCCUGGCUGUCUCAGGGGCGGGCCUGGCCUCCUUCGCCUUCUCCCCACUCUUCCAGCUGCUGGUGGACACCUACGCGUGGCGGGGAGCCCUCCUGGUGGUGGCCAGCAUCUCCUUCAACCUGGUGGCCGCCGGGGCCCUGCUGCGGCCGUUGGAGCCAGAGGGUAACAAGGCGUCCGCGCCGGAGGCGGGGUGGCUGUGGCUGCCAGCCUUCUCCUCCCUCUGCCAGCCAAGCCUGGCCUGCCACAGGCCCUUCCUCCUGUUCGCUGCAGCCUUCGUCCUGGUGGACGCCGGCUACUACGUACCCUACGUCCACCUGGUGCCCCACGCCCGGGAGCUGGGCUUCGACGAAUACCGAGCCGCCUUCCUCCUGUCCUCGGCCGCCGUGGCCGACCUGUGCGGCCGCGUGGCGGGCGGCUGGCUGGCCGACCGCUUUGCCGUCCGCCUGGUCCACAGCCUGACCCUCUGGACCGUCCUGACGGGCCUCUCCAUGGUGCUGCUGCCGCUGGGGCAGAGCUACCCCCUCCUGAUGGGCCUCUGCAUCUGCUAUGGCUUCUGCGCCGGUGCCCUGGUGCCCCUCCAGUUCUCCAGCAUGGCGGAGAUCGUGGGAACGGGGUGCAUCAUGGAGGGGAUUGGGCUCAUGCAAAUGAUGGAAAGUGCUGGCUCCCUCGUGGGGGCCCCUCUGUCUGGUUGGCUGCGGGACAUGACUGGGGACUACACAGCCUCUUUCAUUGUAGCAGGGGCUUUCCUCCUUGCUGGAAGUUUGCUCCUUCUUGCCCUGCCAAAUUAUUUCUCCUGUCCCAUGGACUCGACAACUGAAGAGGAGACCAUGGGGGACCCCUGA